Messenger RNA from Schistocerca nitens (vagrant locust), 1410 nucleotides. RefSeq names its product GATA zinc finger domain-containing protein 14-like. The transcript has 5 exons. The record is from RefSeq and is a predicted model, not a curated record. NCBI's taxonomy places the organism in Eukaryota, Metazoa, Arthropoda, Insecta, Orthoptera, Acrididae. The coding region runs from base 1 to 1410 and encodes 469 amino acids.
AUGACUUAUGAGAUUUUCGAGAGUAUUGUGCCUAAAGUAGGAAGUAGUAUUUUAAUAGACUUCGAAAAUCAGGACAGGUCAAAUGAAACAGAAAGAACCGAUCAAUUUGAUUUAAAAAGUUUUCUUGUAAAUUUUACGAAAGAAAUUAAACAAUCAGUUGACGACAAUAAGACUUACUGGAAUGAAAAAAUUGAUAACAUUUUGUUGCAAGUCCAAGCAGUCAAUACCCAAGUGGGUGAUCUUUCGAACAGAGUUGGCAGUGUUGAGGAAAAAAUUGAAUCUGUGGAAGCAAAAGUAAAUGAAAUUGAUGCUAAAUUGAGCGGUGAAAUUAAUACUGUAAAAAAUGAGUUACUGGCAGGUAGGGAAAUAAAUUUAAUUGAUUUUAAUGAGAUAAAAGGGGAAAUUAAAAAUUUGGAUGAGAACACAAAAGUUUUAGUAAAAAAUGUGCAACAAGAAACUGACAAUCGUUUGUUGGAUAGGGUAACAACAAGAAUACACAGUGGGUUUACUGAGAAAGGUAAUGGUCAAAAUUGGGGAAAUGAUAACUUUCAAAAAAGGGAACAAAACAAUUAUCAUGGUGUCAGUCAAAAUUCAGGGGGAUAUAACAAUUUUCAAAAGAGGGACCAUAAUUUUUAUCCAAAACAAGAACAACAUUUUCGCGGAAAUAAUCAACAAAAUAGAGAACACUUUGGGGAUCAAAAUCACAGAAAUUUUGUUAGAGAUCAGUACAAUAGAAACUACCAACAAUCAGAGACAUUGGCAGAACCACAAUCAGCAGUUCAAACAGGAACCGGAAAUAAAAAACGAGUAGACGCCCCCUUGAAGGUCUGCAAGGUUGAGGCAGAAGGUGAGCAUGAUGAAAGGACCAAUGGAUGUGACUAUCAUAAACCCAAACAUGACAGUUCCAAACCUAAGCUAUCACAUGAGGUCAUUAGUUGUUACUUAUUGAAGAAAUUUCAAGAGGAAAAUAAUGAUGAUAAAGAUAACAUUUUCAGUACACAAGAACAUACAGUAGAUAAAAGUAAAUGUGAUUCAUUUAAUUUAACAGAGUUUUACACUUGGGCAGAAAAGAACAACACUUUGUCAGAUGAUGUAAUUUGUAGUAGUUCAGAGAUGUGUGUGAAUGAAAGAGAGAAUGCAUGCUGUGAGAAUGAAAAUGUUGGUGAAAGGGAUCUGGUAACUUUAGAAAGGGGAAAUAAUAUUUUGGGGGAUAAUUUGAAUGUUUUAAAUAGGGAGUUGGGUAUACACAUGGUUGAAAAUGGAUUAAAUAGUGAGAAUAUUAUAGAAAUUCCCAGGGAUGUUACCAGGAUGAAUAAAGCUCACAAGCUGGAUGUAUGUGAAAGUGUGAAUUUUGAUGUUGUUGGUAAAGAAUCUGACUACACAAAUAACGAUGACACAUUCACAUGUUAA